GAGAUCAGUAUUGAGCUAUACUUUGUUUUGAUGUAGGAAAAUCGCUUUUAGUUUGAGCCAACUUAUACUUAGAUAUGCAAAAUAACAAAUACUCCUUUCUGUCCAACUAUGCGGAGAAGAACGGAGGAAGCAGCUACAACAUGAACAACAAAUCCAGAUCUACAGAUGUCAAGUACACCCCUCCCAGCUCAUCUAGCAACAUGAACCAGCCAAACGGGGCAAUUUCUAACAUCAACACAGGAGCGUAUUGUGGUAACACAAGCAGAAUGCCACAUCUCUCCAAAGUUAACUUCGAGCGUGAGGUCCAGAGGAGAUUCACAAACAAGCGGGAGAACAUGAGCAGAGCUGAGCGGUACGAGAUUGAGAAGAGGAUCAAUAAACCACUCGACCUGAAAUACCAGUAAACAGCUUUGUGCGUGAUGUCAUGGCGCACUGUGACGGUGUCAUGGCGCACUGUGACGGUGUUAUGACGUCACUUUCAGCUCCAAUGUCGUCACACUAAUCUGCAGUGGUGUCAGAUUAUCCAAAUGAAUAAUCUGCUUAACUUCUUAGCUGUUGCUACUUAUAAUUAUAAAUGUUGAUGCAAUAGUAAGAAGUUUUCAGGCAUAUAUACUUUAUACAGUGUUGUUUGUUUGCUCCUUUGUAAAUUUUGUCGUUAGUUCCUAUCUUGAAUUAUCGGUCCGGGUUGGGACAGAAUACAAACGAUUUGAUUUUGAGGAUAAGAUGGCAAAAUACAGUCACGACGCAGUUAUAUGGGUGUUUAUAAUUGUGGCAUGAAAUAUCAAAUUAGUUAAAUUUUAAUUAAGCGCCGUGGUUAUAUUUUGUCAAAAAUACAAAAGUCUACAAUAACCAUUAAGUUUCCAAUUUAAAUAUGCUUGUUUAGAAAUGCGAGGCUGGUGUUAUGUUUCACACUGGACAAAUUGAAAGUAUUAAAACAUAUUCAAAAUUUGCAAUUGAUUCGAUUAAUUUGUAUAUAUUGAUCUGGCUUAGUAUAAGAUGAAAAGCAGGAAAUAUUGUGUAUUACUAUUUAGAACUUUGUGUUUACUAUUUACAUAAUAUUUCUUGUUAUUACAGUAAAAAUCUAACUCCGGUUCAGUCUCACGCCGUACAACUAAGUGUAAACAUGUGUAACUAAGUGUAAUCAUAUUAAGUUAUUAUGAGCACGAAAAUCUGUAUUGAUCAGGUAUUAAUCAGGUAUUAAUCUGGUUCGACCUAAUUUUUCGAACACUAUUUGUCCCGGAGUAAGAUUUUCACAGUAUGUUAUACAGUUUGCUAAUAGUAAUAUCGAAGAGCGAAUAUUUUUACAUUGCAGUAGAUUUCACCCUCAAUUCUUUUUAGUCAGUUUUAUUUCUUUGAGUUUUUGGCUGGUUUCACGUUAAUCAGAACCAUAAAAUUCAAUUUUUAAGCAACUGCUUGAUUGUGUUGUGCAUUUUAUUCAAAUUCUUAAUAUUCAUUAUUCAAGUGAAAAAAUUUUAAGUUUAUUCUUCUGGAAUAUCAAUAAAACGUGCUUAUAUUUUAAAUUUUUCAACUGAAUAUUCAUCUUUACAGCAAAGAUUAUUCGACUAUUAAUUUAUAAAAAUCUAUUUAUGCAAUCAACAGUUACUUUUGAAGUUGAAAUUUGUAAUCAUUUCACGUUCAUAUAUUUGUUUCUGCUAUUUGAAAUGCAUACGAAAUAAUCAUCCUGCAAUUGAUAGUGGCUAAUCUA
Bolinopsis microptera is the source of this 1705-nucleotide messenger RNA. RefSeq lists its product as uncharacterized. The record is from RefSeq and is a predicted model, not a curated record. NCBI's taxonomy places the organism in Eukaryota, Metazoa, Ctenophora, Tentaculata, Lobata, Bolinopsidae. The transcript is spliced from 3 exons. The coding region runs from base 75 to 404 and encodes 109 amino acids.